CUCGGGGAAGAAGGACCAGGGGGCUGGGAUUCAUCAGGUGUGUACAGGGCAUCACCAGGUGUGAGCUGGGCCUCAGCCACUGCCUCCACUCUGCAGGCCUUCCUGGGAGCUCACCCAGCCCCUGGGCCCCUCUCUGAGCCCGGAUCGCCUCUCCAGCACUGUAGCAGACUUUAAUUCACCUUUGUCAGGAAGGAAAGUCAUCGAGGAAUCCAGAAACAAUGAUUUCUUCCCAGAAGAAGCAGCACAGUGCAAGAUGGCAGCACAUGGAGCAUCUAACUAACAGCCUACAUGAAGCUUAUGUAACAUUGUUAUGUCAUCAGUCUAUGAUUCUGGCCAUGAAUUCCAGCUCUGUAGAUCCCUUACAACAAUAUGAAACUCAAUUGGAGGUAACAAAGAAAUCUUUUAAAAUGGUAUUUGGACUACCAAGUUUUGACAAAGGAACAUUUCAGACCAGCGAUGAAGAUGUCAAGGACCUGGAGAUUUUAUAUCGAGAUAUUUUAAAUUUGUUUGAGGACACUAUUCUGAUCUUAGUGUCUAAAGACCUCUACAAACUACAGAUCUUAAAGGAAAUGACUAUGUGGAUGAGUGAAGAUAGUUUAUACCAGCAAGAGAGAGUAAUGGUGAUCAUCAGCAGGGUGUUAAGAUUUGCAUCCAGGAAAGUCAGGGAACAUACAAGUAUUGAUGCUCCAUGUUUAGGUGUCCUGGCAGCAGAGCUGUCUCUUCUGUGUUCCCAUGCUGAUGCCUCAGUCACACAGCAAGCAUCCCUGGGAAUGUAUUACCUCCUCUGCAUUGCAAAACAUCAGAGUGCAGACUCCCAAAGAGACAACCCUACAAAGCAGUAUGAGCAUGGAAAUCACUGCUUCCUGACUUCUGAUUCUGAAUUCCGACCUGAGGUUUUGCAACAAGACAAAACUAAACUUGCUCAGUGUAUAGGACAAAGCUUAUCACCCUCUUUGCUGACUGACUUUAUGUUGCAUCUCCUGAUGAAACUCUCGACAUCUGAUCAAGAAACUGCAUCCAAAGCAGCAACUGUGCUGAAACUGACUCUGAAAUAUCAUGCCCAGAAGGUCACCAGGGUGUGUCAGAUGGUGGACACUAUUUAUAAGCAACUGAAAGAAAAUUCUUCUCACUUUAUGAAGGACAUCUUGUUGGAGGUUGUCACCUUGUUGGCACAAAUGUUGCCCAAAGGUGUCGUCUUUCAGCUCAUGUACUACCCAGUCCCAGCGGACAACGCUCUGAUGCUGAUGUGGCAGGCAGUGGGCUCUGAGCCACAAGUUGCCCCACAAGUGCUGAAGGAAAUCCUGUUGGUCUUGAAAGACAAACCUUGGGAAGUGGAGGACACCAUGCAGGAAGGGAGAUGCUUCAUUCUGGAUGUCACUAACAUGAUGCCUCUGGCGGCAUCCCAGGCCCUGUGCAUGCUUUUGCCUAUGGGUUCCUAUAAGAAGACAGUGGCCCAGUUUUUUCCCGAGAUCUUGAUGGCCCUCAUGUUUCAACUCCUUUACAUCAGUCAGCUGAGAGUGCAGCCACAGGACAGGCCUAUUUAUGCCCGGGAGGGGCUGAGAAUUCUGCUAAAUUGUUCUGGACUGCAAGAAGUGGAUACUGCUCUGAAACAGAAGUAUUGCUGGAGUCAUAUUUGCCAAACAUACUAUUACCAAGAUGGGGUCAACCUCAUUGCCAGAACUCUCUGUGAAUAUAACUUUCCACAGUUUCCAGAAACCUUAUAUUAUCUCCACAAGAUCUUAGUGCAAGGUCCUAGGAGGUCAGAAGAGCAUAUCAUCAUAGUAAUAUUCUUCAUCAAAAUUCUGGAUAAGUUCUUUAAGGACCCACUCCCAGAAUUAUUUUUGGUCCUCCUCAGAAACUGGAUCAAUGAUUCCAAUCCUGAAAUUAGCAAAUUAAGCCUUCAGAAAAUCACCAGCAUGGCCCCAGUUGUCCAUAAGAUAGAAAAUGUCCGCAGCUUAUUAACAUCCAUCCUAGAUGCCUUCGGGUCCAAAGAUGAGACUGUUGUAACUCAGGCCUUGCUCACCCUCCGAAGACUGGUAGACAAACUGGACAAGGUGAACUAUUCAUCACUGUGCACUGGAAUUGCUUCCAGCUACUUCCAUCUGAUGGAUCAUUGCUCUGGAAAUGUGCGGAGCUUGGCUAUCAGGCACUUGGCAGAAUUGAUCAAGGGUGUGAGCCAACACACAUCAACCUUAAAACAUGUCCUAGGAGGCUUCGCACCCUUCAUCCUCUGUUUGGAGGACAGGGACACUAGAGUAGUGAGUGCAUGUAAACAUACAUUAGCAAUCUGUGACUCGCAACUAGAAUGGUCAAUCUCAACUUUGUUUAAAGAAGAAAAUUACAAUUUUGAGCUGGUAGUUCUCAGCAUCUGUAACAAUCUUCUUCUUUCUCAUGAGAGUUGCAUUACAUACUUAACUUGUGACGCCUUAGGGUUCCUGGGAAGCUCCCAAGUGCAUCUGAGAAGAGCAGCAGUUAUUUUACUAGGGUACUUGGCAGAAUUGGGUGGACAUUUGCUAUUCAGAGAUGAAAUUGAAGUUUUGAUUGAAGCUACGGAACGAAUGCUCCAGGAUGAAGACUCUCAGGUCCAGGAGUUGGCAGAAAUAACCCACGAUCUUUUAAAGAAAAUAGCCCAUAGACCAAGAUCCACAACUAUUAAACACGCUUUCCAGAGAUUGUUUAAGUUCUCCUACACCAAGGAAAUGAAGCAUCUUUAUAAUUGGCAAGGCACCACAUGGACGGUCCUAAACAGAGAAGAGAAAGAGGACCAGCAGCCACUCUACCUGCCCCUGGAUCCUCCUCCAGCUUCUGACCUCUGAGCCAGGUGUGUUGACUUCUGUGGGAAAGAACGCUGGCUUCUCCUGCAGGACACUCACAUGAUGAGCAUCGUGAUGGAGCCGGGAAGCUCCAGACACCCUUGUACUGAUGUGAUCUCCCUUGUCCUCCCCCCCACCCCGCUCACUCACACCUCCCUGCCCAUUGCCUGCCUUGCUGAUGUCAAGCUCCAGCGUCAGGUGAAGAUGAUAACCUACAGAGACUACUUACCCAGCUCCCAAGGUUGCAUGAAGUCAAAGCCCAGGUUCUGCUUCUCUAACAGAACCCUGACUGAUACAGUACCUGGGAUAAACUUUCACACCCUACUGCUUGAGGGUGGGUGAUGGAUGUCGCGCCUAUGAUUUCUCUUAACACCCUGUGAUUAUAUUUUUCACUACACUUAUCAGACUGGAGCAAAAUUAUCUAUUUUCCUUCUGCCCCACAAAAUUGAAGUUUCAUGAAAGCAACUGUCAUAUCUUAUACUUGGUUGUAUACUAUGGAACUGACACCUCAUUAGGUGCCUGACACCUAACAUGCUCGAUAAAUAUUUGGCAAAUUAAUGAAGUGCAAGUAGAACAUAUUCCUCUUGUACUUCAAUAAAAUUUUUCACAUAUUUAUGAGUGCUCUUUCAUGGAAACAGUGAAAGGAUGGACUUUUUUGAUUUAUCCCUGAGCCCAUGUUAUUUUAUAUUACCUAGAAGUCCCAGGCUUACCAUUCAAAAUUAGGGCAAAUUUCCUUUGCCAGCUACUAAACUAACAGAAUACCUAGAGAACCAGGCC
Molecule: messenger RNA, 3590 nt
Organism: Heterocephalus glaber (naked mole-rat)
Lineage: Eukaryota; Metazoa; Chordata; Mammalia; Rodentia; Bathyergidae
Gene: Mroh9
Product: maestro heat like repeat family member 9
Cellular component (GO): cytoplasm
Source: RefSeq, a predicted model, not a curated record